Molecule: messenger RNA, 3704 nt
Organism: Astrephomene gubernaculifera
Lineage: Eukaryota; Viridiplantae; Chlorophyta; Chlorophyceae; Chlamydomonadales; Astrephomenaceae
Source: the annotation of a GenBank genome assembly
GUGGUGAUGAAGCAGCCCGGAAGCAGGAAGCCCAAUAGCUUUGAGGUAGUGAAACGUAAAGUUAAGGUUGACCCACUUGUUCUCGAGAUGUACAUUUGUAAACCACAGCCUUCUCGGGAAACUUACUUUGACCUCUGACUUUACCUUUUACGAACGGGCCCUAGCACCCAGUUAGCUGGUUAGAUAAUGUUGACGAAAUUGUGUAAAGUUUAGAAGGCAAAAGCUGUCCAGCGGCCUCGGGAGCUAUCACCGCGACUCGGACACCUUGGGAGCAGCAGCAGCAAUUUAGUCACCCCGGCCGCUCCGUCACAAUUCUUUAUUAGGACACCUUGGAGCGCGUUAAUGCAACAGCUACGUCUCUCACUCUUGGGCCGCUGACCCGGCAACCAAGGAUGUCGUCGGCUAUCGCCUGCUGCGAAGCUGGCCCUGGCGAGAGAUUGCCUAGACACUGUAGCUUUUCUGCUUCUAUACUCCAAAACAAUCUUUUAGGGUUAGCAGAUGCUUGGGAGGACCUUGGCGACAAUGGGCAUCGGCAGCAGCAUCCAGAAUGCCGUGCAAGCAACUACAGCGUGCCGUUCUGCUCCAAGAGCACGAGCAGCAACAGCAGCAGCAUGGCGUGUACAACGUGCUGUCAUGCUUCAAAUGUGCACAAGGUGCCCAACGCUCGGCUAACCGCUGCGCGACUUGGGCCGUGUGAGGGAGCAACCCUUACAAAUGUCGGCCAUGUAGCCCUCCCAAACCAUAACGACAGCGACGGAUUGUCGCACAGCAGCAGCAGUAGUCACCUCCAAGGCAAGCCACCAUCUCAGCCACAGUCGAAGCAGCAACGUAGCUCCAAGCAGCCUCCAUCCCCAAGCACUUCCGCCUCUCCACAACGCCCGCCUCCACACCUCCCCUCCCCCAGUACCACCACCACGCUCCUCACCCUCCUCACCACCCUCCUCCUCCAAGCCUCCAUCCCAUCCUUUUGUACGGCACAAACCUACUCCGCCUCCGUCGACAUGUACAGCACUCCAUUCCGCUUCAACAUCACCGCACACUGUCCCGUACUGCUGUACAGCAUCCUGCUACAGCUGCCGUACAGGCCUUCACGCCUCACAUGUGACGUACUUGCCGACGGGGCGCAGCUCAGUGCGACCAUGCAAUACCCCCAGGCGGCAGGCCUGCAGGACCUGAUGAGUCGGUUGGAUAACGGAACCAACUGGCAGCGGGCUGAGUCAUUGCUACAGCCGUCCUGCGGUUGGGGUGCCGCAGUGGUAGUCACGGCGGGGGCAGACGCAGCAGCAGCUGGCAGCAGCGGCAGCGUUGUGCCGCCGAGUGAGAUCUACGUGUGUACGGCACUCGGAUCCUUCACGCCCAACUCGCCAGUUGGCCAACUACCCGACAAAGCCUGUACGGCAGAGGUACGACAGCCACAAGGCGUCUGUCCCUCCCCGCCGCCGUCUCCACCGUCACCGCCGCCCCGGCCUCCGUCACCGCCGCCGCCAUCACCUCGGCCUCCGUCACCGCUGCCGCCGCCGCCACCCUCACCUAGCCCGCCGCCAUCACCCAGCCCGCCCCCACCUCCCUCCCCACCUCCUCCUGCACCCCCUCCCCGUCCGCCUGCUCCUCCCUCUCCCUCUCCACCACCUCCGAAACCCGCCCAGCUGCAGCUAACGGUGUACCUGCCCGCUUGGACCUCCGCCGCUGACCUGGCCGACGCCGGAGUGGACUGUGGCUCGUUGAUGACGGCAUUUGAGGCGGUUAGCAGUUUCGUGACCGUUGGGGGUAACGGCCUUCUGGACGGCCCAGGCAGCUGCGGAGUGCUGCCGGCGGGCAGCAGCGGCUCGGCAUUCUGGAUCCAGGCCACCGCCUACUCGCAACCCACCGCCGCCACCAUCGCCUCCGCCCUAACCGUGUCUCCCAUCCUCCUCACCACCGUCGCGGGGCUGCCGUGCGGCUGCUCCCUCAGCGUAUCGUACGACAGCUCUACGGCAACCCGCGUCGCCUGCCCGUACGACGCCGCCGCCACGCUGACGGCGACGUCAGAUGUGUCGUACGUGUACGACAAAGACCUCUGCUGCCCCAGCCCGCCGCCCCCGCCGUCACCCUUGCCGCCGCCUCCCAGUCCCCGCCCGCCCAGCCCGUCGCCGCCGCCAUCGCCGUCACCUCCACCGCCGCCGCGGCCUAGCCCGCCGCCGCCACCCUCGCCGUCACCUCCACCGCCGCCACGGCCUAGACCGCCGCCGCCAUCCUCACCGCCGCCGGUACCCCGCCCGCCGCCGCCGCCAGGGUUGCCGCCGCCGCCAAGCCGCCCCCCCGUGUCGCCCUCUCCGCCGCCGCCGCCGCUCCAGCCACCCACGUCUCCUUCACCGCCUCCGCCGCCACCUCCACCCCGCAGUCCCCCGCCGCCGCCGCCCCCCAGAUCCCCGUCACCACCUCCUCCCAGCCCUUCUCCACUGCCACCACUUGCCCCGCUGCCUCCCAACCCGCCGCCACCGAAUCGCCCGCCGUCACCACCGCCGCCGCUAAGUCCCCAGCCCCCCAGCCCGUCGCCACCCCCGCCGACGCCAAGCCCGCCGCCGCCGCCUACUCCGCUACGACCACCUCUCUCACCUCCACCCCGUCCGCCGCCGCCGCCACCCUCGCCGCCUCCCAACAAGCCGCCCAGCAGCCCUUCCCUUGCCGACACAACCACCGCUCCCCCGCUGAAACGAAACCCCCGCCCGCCGCCGCCGUCACCACCCUCUCCUAUACCGCCGUCACCGCGGCCCCCUCCACCCCUGCCACCCUCUCCGGCUCCCUCCCUGCCGCCGGCGCCGCCUCCAAAGAAGAAGCGGCCCCCGCCGCCGCUGCCGCCGUCAAGCCCCAGGCCGCCCAGCCCUAGGCCGCCCGUACCGCCGCCGCGCAAGAAGAAGAGCCCUCCGCCCCAGGCCUAGCGCACGGAGCUGUGUGUUUUGAGGGCAAGUACAUAAGAGGUGCCGUACCCGGGCCGUACGUAAGAUACGAGAGGGGCUGAACUUGUGUAAGUGUGGGUCGCUUGGAGCGUGAUGCAGCAAUGGCGUCGAGGGGGCAUGUGUUUAUAGGACCAUGCAGAAGCAUGUAAUGUGACCGCCGGUGGACGAGGAACGCGGAGCAGGUACAAAGCUCUAGUACUGUGGUGGGUCAGUGGCUGUCUAUCCCACGAUGUAGGUCCACUGCUUUGCGUUUGCUUUGUGUGCAACAAGUGCUGCCAUCGUGUGUCUGCGUUUGCACAAUGUGACUACCGGAAUGCCGCCAGAUGGAAUGGGAACAAACGCCGACCCAGAGGGAUCCUAGUGCCCAGAGGCCCAUUGCAGCCACACUGCUGCUAAGGCUGUUGUUGAGUUGUUAUUGUCACAAACUUUGGCGCGGCGUGUCUUGGGCUGGACUUAACGUCCCGGACAGCCGGGCGCCUGUUUAAUGUUGCAAUCACCGGUGGGGAGUCGCGUCCGCCAGUCAUGGGCUCAUGGCAGUUGGUUUGGGACCUGGGGUUUUGCAGGCCAGAGCACAGGAGUGCUGGUCCGGCCUGCUGCUUUGAGAGUUGCAUCCUGGUAAACUGAGAUUGUUCAACUGGAGUCGUGGGCUUAUAUCCAGUCGGCACUCGGUGCAGGUGGGCGGGAAGGAUGCGGCACACAGCUUUCGUGAUUGCCUGCUUGGCCCAGCUGGGUACCGGUAUGGGAACACAGCUGUAAUUAGAAUGAACG